UUUGGGCGCUCGGCUCUGCCACUUUGGUGAGAGCUACUACGUGUAAUGAAGGUUAAGAAGGUGCAAGAGAAAGGUGGAUGAAGAUGCUGGUGAAGCUCUGAUGCAACAGGGUUUGCGGAGGAUUUAGAAAUUCACCUGACGGUGCACCGAGCUGCCUGCUCCCCACACUAGCCUAGGUCCUGCUGCGGAGGGGCGAGUCCUCCCGCUUGACAGGUGGGAUGGGGGACCCAGUUCCCUCAUCUGCGGUGGCGCCAUCGCCCCAGUUCUGGCAGCUGACGGAGUGUCGCGGGCGCCGGUGUGGCUCGCCCAACAUCUUCCAAGGCGUGGGCGUGCGCCAGCUGCGGCGCCUCUUCCGGCUGUCAGGGGAUGGCAAGGCCUCACGGCGGGCGCAGCUUGUGUGGAGCCACAGCGACGGGAAGCAGCUGGCACGAGCUUUGGUUACGCUGAGGGCGCAGAGCCGCAGGGGUCACCCCCGCCCACCCAAGUGGCUCAGAGCUUUCAAUCAUCUCAGGAUUGGAGAGGUGUGUGCUGGGGCCCCUUCAGAGGACAGCAAGGUGCAUUUGGAGAAAGAACCCCUGCAAGAUGAUGGGCCAGAGCUCACCUCAUCAGGGCCAUCUGAAGGUGAGCAAGGCAUAGCAGCAGAUGACACGCAAGCAGAUACUGGACAGCCCCAGGAGGCCUUGCUUCGCUCGACAAGGAAUCGGCCCGGGGUCUCACGGGGAGCUGAGGAAGACAGGGACCCAGAAAGAUACCUCCACCAUGUCUUGCACUAAGUGGACCGAAUCACAACUGGCUGAGGGUGCUGAUGUCCCAUGUCGGCUACUACCUUACAGAAUAGGAUAGAGCUUCAUGUUCUGAACACGUUCAAAGCCUCAUCGUUCCUACAGCCACCUCAUACUGGCCAUCAGGUUCUUUCUCAGGUCCCAUUUUUCACAUGCAGCAUUUCUAUGCUGCCUUGUGUACAUGUGCCAGAGCAUUAACCGUCUGAGUCGCGUGGGGUCUUUCUAGAGAAGUUGGAACCAGUCACCACCAACAAGGCAGAACUUCUCCAUACUGCAAGACAACCCAUGAGGAAACUUGAUUGUCAACCUCACACCGCAUUUCUGAAGAAUUCAACACAGACUAUCUCACUGCAUUACCAAGUUUUGUACAGUCCUUGUGAAAUGCUAAGUUGCUACACCUCCUGGCAAGGGGGAGGAUGGUAAACAUGGAUUAGUGCUGAAGAUGUUACCAUGCUGUAGGCUAAGAGGUAUACACUAAGAUCUGAGGCCUAGAGUAAUGGUCUGAGAUGAGAAGUAGUUUAAGAAUCCAUUUGAGAAGUGAUUGCUAGCAGAAGGUUUUUACAGAGCUAAAAAGUUGAGGACUAUGUGAGAACCUCAGGGAGCUUUCACAAGUUCUGGUGUUGAAUUCGGAAACCUCACAUGACAAACCUUAUAGGGUGACAUCUCUGCUGUAGAACAUUACUCCACACUAACACUUCAUAUCAAAAAAGUACUGUGACAAAAGAUCAUGGCAGAGUGUGACAGCUGAGUUCUACAACCAUUCUCAUGUUGGCCAAGCAUCUUUAGGCCACCCUCCCAUUUUUCACAACAGGCUUAACUCUGAGGAGUUGGAGUGUAUCUGAGGAAAGCAGAUCUGCAUCCUCUUUCCAUGUAGCUGCAGGCAGGCUCAGGUCUAGAUUCACACUCAUGAGCUCCUGCAUCACUCCUACUACACUAAAUGGCAAUGGCCUUCCUUCAUAUCAGAGGCUGCCAGUGUUCCUACAGAGAAGCACAUGUGGGAGUUGGUACAGUGCUCUACUGCUCACCUCUUGGUUUGAUGUGGUCAUAGCUUGUUAACGUGAUAGAACUUAAACCUAUGAUUGAAAAAAAACCAAGAUAAAAAUGGACACUACUUCAUAAACUAACUCAUGGUAGCUACCGAAACUGAGCUGAUUGUGUAUUUUGUUUUACAUUUUAAAUAAAUUUUGUUUUACAAAAUUUAAAAAUUGCUUUCUGAAAAGCUCCAUUCCGUAAAGAUGAAAUCAUAUUCAGCCACAUGGCAAUCCAUUAAUCACACGGAU
Scleropages formosus (Asian bonytongue) is the source of this 2062-nucleotide messenger RNA. RefSeq names its product arginine vasopressin induced 1 (gene avpi1). The coding region runs from base 219 to 773 and encodes 184 amino acids. The transcript has 3 exons. NCBI's taxonomy places the organism in Eukaryota, Metazoa, Chordata, Actinopteri, Osteoglossiformes, Osteoglossidae. The record is from RefSeq and is a predicted model, not a curated record.